AUGCGUGCCACUAUUGCUUCUAUCACACUCGCCCUCUCCGGUCUUGCCGCUGCCUCGCCCCAAGUCGUCCCCGAUAAACCAAUCGAGUUCUAUGGACGUAUGUACGCCGACUCUGCCACUUGCAGUGGAACUGGAACUAGAUAUGCCUACCUUGGCUCCAAGGGCAACUGCAUCAACAAGCCCGUCCCCGGAACCGGCUCAGCCACGAUGGUGGUUGGGGAGGUUAGCAAGUAUUUCCUUGCAGGAUGGACUGGACCCGACUGCACUGGCAAAGUGGUCCUCGUUGUGUCCAACGUUGGAGAAUGCGUCGAUUUAGGUGGCACCGAUGUUCAGAGCUGGUCUAAUGACAUGAAGCCGUUUGGGAAGUAG
This is a messenger RNA of Fusarium graminearum PH-1, 369 nucleotides long. RefSeq lists its product as uncharacterized. Lineage: Eukaryota; Fungi; Ascomycota; Sordariomycetes; Hypocreales; Nectriaceae. The record is from RefSeq and is a predicted model, not a curated record. The transcript has a single exon. The coding region runs from base 1 to 369 and encodes 122 amino acids.